Molecule: messenger RNA, 3187 nt
Organism: Caenorhabditis auriculariae
Lineage: Eukaryota; Metazoa; Nematoda; Chromadorea; Rhabditida; Rhabditidae
Source: the annotation of a GenBank genome assembly
AUGCAUUUGGUGGGCUACACCACGGUGUACUUUUUUGGCGAAAAAGGAAAAGCUGAAACAUUUUUCCGUGAUUUCGUGGUUUUUCCAUAUCAAUCGAUAGGGCAGCCCCUCUAUAGUGCAUUUAUCAUAUCACUCUCAAAGGAGAAGCUCAAAAUGUAGGUAUGAUAAGAUUAAAUUUAAUGUAGAAGCUCAACUCAAUAUUUCAGAAGUGCUAUCGAUCGAUUGGCAUUUUCUCUGUUAGUAUUGUUCAGGGUCAUCAUCAGUGGUGCGUAUUUUUUAAGAAAACAUUUUUUAACAUGAUUCAAAAACCCUGCAAAAAAAAUCAUCGCCAAAAAAUGCAGAGCGAUCUUUUCAGUUUAUCUUUUUUUCCGAAAUUCAAAUAAUUGAAACGAACACUCGUCCGGCAGAGGCGACACCUCCGACCAUGCCGGAAAAAACACAGAAAACAGAAAAAAUGAGAACAUUCUAUUUAUUUUCAAAACUCUUCAAAUUUAUUUCUUAGAAACGAGUGUACGAUUCAGUGCUGACUUUCUUGCGCCAUCAAAGUCAAAAAUUUUAGUCAGGUAAGGCUCGUCAAUUUUUCAAAAAGGAGCUUUUUCGCGGGAAAAUACGGACAGUCCGCAUGAGGUACGUUUCGGAAGCCCUUAUUCUCACCGAUCCCUUUCUAUCGGCUUCCGCGGACUCCCGGAAUUUGCGUUUUCUUACCGAUAUCCUAUCGUUAUCGGUUUCGCUCAGUCCCCGUCUACUCCUCGUCGGCUCUCCGCGGACCUUCCUUUUUUUGCUUUCUUCCGGUUUCUUAUCUAAAAUCACCUGCGGAAAAAUCCCCGGUGUCGGAGGUCUGAGUGUUUUGAAAAAAAUCUUCUGCUUUUUCUUAAGAAAUUUUCUCGAGUGCAAAAUUAACACAUCUAUUCAUAGAACGCGUGCAAUGAGAAAACAAUGACUCAAAAAUUUGGCUUAAAAAUCACGUUUUUUUAAAGUUUUUUUAUUUUUUUAUAAUAAAAAUUUUUAAUCUAUAUUUUGAUGUAUAUAUUUGUGCUCGACGUUAUUGACUACAGUUUGACAACAAGCGCGAUUCCGUGUUCAGAGCAAUUUAGAAAUUGGCGUUCUAUUCGUUAAAAAAUUUUUCGCAAAGAAAGCAAAACUAUAAUUUCGAGAGUUUAGAAAAGUUGAGCCCUAAAAAAAUGACGACUUUUACGCGCGAUACAAAAAUUUUUUUGUUAAUAUAUAAAUGUCUACUUCAAAAUUGGGAGUUACUGCGCGCAUACGUUCCACGGCGCCGACGAAGCGAAAAAAAUCGUGUAAUUUUUCCGCCGCUGAGGUUUAUAAUGCAGACAAAAUGUGGCACUUUCUGUAGAUUUACGAAAAGAUAUAUCAGACAUAGAAAUUUCGCUAUUAUUUUUGCCUUUAUUAAAUUAUUACUUAUUCCUUAUUAGAGCCGUUCGAAUGACAAUUAAAAUAAGUUAAAAUUUACUGUCCAGUUAAUUUAGGAAAAUUUCAACAAGGUAGGAGAUGUUCAUUAUUUUUUUUUUUCAUAGUUUCUCUUUCCAUUUUCGCCCUUCAUUUGAUAACAAUCGUAAAAAAGCUUUUACUAACUCCCCUUAUCUGUAUAUAAUCAAAUUGUAAUGGAAUAUUUCAGCCUUAUUCCUCAGUUUUGUUCGCGCUCCGAAGGAGCUUCACAAGCCGUCAAAACGUGCAAUGGCAUAUCGCGGUACGAGUAUGCGAGGUUCUUUUAGAAACGUCUUCUUUUUUUCUCCUUGAAAUUUAACAGCUGACUGAUAUGCUUUUCUAAAACAUUUUUUCAAUGCUUUUCAAACCUUUUUGUCAAUUAUCGCAUAGGGUUUCUUUGUAAAUUAACAUCUUGUGAGGUGAAACUUCUCACAAUUUACUUACAGGAGUUCCAACAUCAGAUUCGAGUUACCUUGAGCGUCACAAUGAUGAUCUUGUCGAUGGGUUGUCGUCAAAAGUUGCAGCUUUGAAAAGGGUGAGCUUAUUUGAAAUACAAUAUUUCACAAACAAAAAUCUCCAGGUCACAAUUGCCAUAGGAGAAGACGUCCGUGAGCAAAAUCGGCUCCUCAGCGACAUGGAUGGCGAUUUCGACUCUUCGAAGAGCUUAUUGCAGACGACGAUGCGGCGUCUCGGCAUCGUGAGCAAAGCAGGAGGUCCUCUUUUCUCUGAAAUCUUAAUUUUUUGUAUAAAAUGAUGCAAAACUUAUUUAGAUUCUUCGUUUAUUUUUUGGAUUUUGCGGAAUCACUUUGCAUAAGACUAAAACCGGUCCAACUUUAUGGAAUUUAAUUAAAUUUUGACAAAACGGUUAUAAUCCAUUCCGCGCCAGUUUGCCACGUUUUCCUUUCCGCCAGAAAGACCGUAUACCAAAUUAGAUCAAAUUUGAGCAAAAUCGCUUCAAGAACCCUUUUUUGAUGUCUUUCUUGCAGUUUUAUAGUGUCUAUUUUUACAGUAUACUUUCUUUUUUCUGUUCUUUCAAAACGUUACCUUUUUGUGCGGAACGCAGUAAAUCGUUUUUUUUUUUCGAAUCCCUUUAUCCUCUUAGGUGAAACUAUAUAUAAAAUUAUUAACUUAAAACUGAAAAUAUCCUUUUUUAAGCUUUCUUUGAAAAAAACGAUCGUUAUGAGAAAAAAAAAAGUGUAAUAGUGAUAUUCUUUUCUGCAACUUUUUUUAAGGGAGCGCGUUCUGUGAUAACUUUGAGAAACAUUUUUUUCUUUUCAAAUUUUUUUGAAUGACCUUUAUUUUUAAAUUCAGAAAAAAACUGCGCAGUAUUAGAACCAUUCUAAAUUCAAUUUCGAACAUUCAAUUAGAUUGUGGAAAAAUUGACGUGAAGGGAGAAAUUAAAUUUUUUAGUUGUUUGCAAACGCGAAUAAUAUUGAAAAUUAUUUGGUUCAAAAAUACUGACAGUAAUAAUAGCAGAAGUGAUUUAGUUCAAAACUGCUUUUUUUUUCUUGUAACUCCGAUACUUUUAUUUUUGUAUUGAAAUAACUUUCCAUCAAAAGCUCAAAAAAAGCCUCGUCAAAAUUUUUUUAUUUCGAAAAUUUCUGAAGAACGUUUGAUCCCUAAAUUCUCGAAAAAAAAUAAUGAACUAAAAUGAAUGAAACUUGCAGGUAAGAACAUGCUUUGCUACCUGAUCCUGUUUGCACUUUUCGUCUUUUUCGUCGUUUAUUGUUUAUCACGAUGA